CCAUCGACAACGUUCACCGGCACCGACAACGAGGACCUCGCGAUCAGGAAAUCUGCGGAACAGCACCAUGGGAGAAGAACAACAGCGUAAACUGCCUUUCGGCAUCACCUCUGUUAUGCCAAGUACCAUGCAGACGAUAGCCGAUAGCAAGGUUACAGGGUUCACGAUCGGGGCCCAGAAACGUUCUAAUCCUUUUCAAAAGCACAAGGAAGAAGCCGAGAUGAAACGAAGGAAAGAGUCAGAGGAGGCGGCCAAGGCAUACGCAGAGUUCGUGGCGUCCUUCGAGGUGGAUGAAUCCUCCAAGAAGGAGAAAAAGUUCGUCAAGGGCAAGUCGACCUUUAUCCCAACAACGUCCGUCUUUGGUGAGGACGACGAGGAUGAAGCGAACAAAGAUCUGGAAGCAAAGGCAAAGGCUGCGUACAAGCCAAGUACACUGUCCCAGCCCCCCUCGACUAGUCCAGCAAAGACACCGCUGGCUAUUCCAGGACUCGAACCGGAGCCAACGCCAUACGUUCGUGAUGCGAAAGCGAGGCGGAAAAAGGAGAUGGACGCUUUUCUUGAGGAGCUUAAAAGGAACCAGGCAGAGAGAGAUGAACGCUCAAAUGGCCGGACUAGUCGUCCAGCACAUGACGAUAUCAAGAUGGGAUCGAGAGAUACAGGAGACCCUGCAACCACCAACCUUUACAUUGGAAAUAUCAACCCAACAGUGAAUGAGGAACAAUUGUGCAUGGAGUUUGCGAAAUAUGGCCCCAUCGCCAGUAUCAAGAUCAUGUGGCCAAGGACCACAGAGGAAAUCGAGAGAAACCGCAACUGCGGGUUUGUAAGCUUUAUGGAACGAGCGGAUGCGGCUGUCGCAUUGAAGGAGAUGGAUGGUAUCGAGCUCAUGGGAUAUGCCAUGAAGCUAGGCUGGGGCAAGGCCGUUGCUAUUCCAGCGGUUCCGUUUUAUGUCCAUAAGGAUUAUAAGAUGCCUCCGAAGGCAGCCAAGGUCCCAGUGCGGAAAUCGAUACCUCCGUCAAGCACAGAUAUAAUUGUGACCAAGCCAACGGACCCCAAGACACUGGUGUGUAUUCAUCGAGUGGUCGAAAGGGUCUUGGCUAAUGGCCACGAGUUCGAGCAGGCGCUCAUCGACAAAGAGCCGCACAACCCGGUUUUUGCAUUCCUCGUCGACCAUAAGUCGCUAGAGCACACUUACUAUCGCUGGAAGCUGUUUUCGAUGAUGCAGGGAGACACUGCAGUACGCUGGCGGACAGAGCCCUUCAAGAUGGUGGAGGGUGGACCGAUAUGGGUGCCUCCUUUGAUGACAUUCACGGACGAGGUCUUUGAAGAGGACGAGCGGCUUAUGGAGGCGCAUGAGGAUGAGUUUGAGAAAGGAAGAGUCAAAGGGACACUGAGUCGGGGCGCGAGGAGCUAUUUUGAGGCCCAACUCAGGAUGCUGACCAUUCAACGACGGUCCAUUGGCAGAGCCAUGAUGUUCUGCAUGAAGCAUGCGGACGCGGCCGACGAGAUCGUUGAUGUUAUUGCAAGCUCGAUGGUGUUGCCGGGUACGCCCCAGCCGACUCGCUUGGCUCGACUGUAUCUCAUAUCCGAUAUUCUGCACAACUGCAGUGUGCCAUUGCCGAACGUCUGGAAGUUCCGAUCUGCGUUCGAGGUCAAACUUCCGGCCAUUUUUGAAGCGCUGAAUGCAAUCUACCGCAGCAUCGAGGCACGUCUCAAGGCGGAGCAAUUCAGGAGACAGAUCUCGGGUGUGCUCGCGAUCUGGGAAAACUGGAUCGUGUUUCCUCAGGAAUAUAUCGAUAAUCUGGCGAACGUAUUGGCGCGCAAGGAAGUCAGCAGCCUGCAGCAGGCCGAUUCAUCGACUUUAGACUCAACCGGCACUCUUGCGUCCGCAUCAUCGCCUGGAGGGUCGUCAACGGCCAAAUUAGGGUUCCUGAAUACGUUCCAAGCGAUCAGUGCUCCACAGGGAGAUGAUGAUAUUGAUGGCUUGCCCCUAGAGGACGUGGAUAUGGACGGCGUGCCUUUGAAGGAUGAAGAUUUGGAUGGUGUUCCGAUGGAGAAUGAAGACCUGGAUGGUAUGCCGAUGGAGAACGAAGACCUUGAUGGUGUCCCUCUGUAGUAUCACAACCUUGGGAAUAAAAAACUUUGCUGGAUAUUUUGACG
Molecule: messenger RNA, 2157 nt
Organism: Gamsiella multidivaricata
Lineage: Eukaryota; Fungi; Mortierellomycota; Mortierellomycetes; Mortierellales; Mortierellaceae
Exons: 10
Coding region: 68-2113 (681 amino acids)
Biological process (GO): RNA processing
Cellular component (GO): nucleus
Molecular function (GO): RNA binding
Source: RefSeq, a predicted model, not a curated record